This is a messenger RNA of Nylanderia fulva, 2016 nucleotides long. RefSeq names its product 5-aminolevulinate synthase (gene Alas). NCBI's taxonomy places the organism in Eukaryota, Metazoa, Arthropoda, Insecta, Hymenoptera, Formicidae. The record is from RefSeq and is a predicted model, not a curated record. Gene Ontology annotation, cellular component: mitochondrial matrix; mitochondrion. Gene Ontology annotation, molecular function: pyridoxal phosphate binding; 5-aminolevulinate synthase activity. Gene Ontology annotation, biological process: erythrocyte development; hemoglobin biosynthetic process; heme biosynthetic process.
UAGUCAAGGAAAUACGACUUGCGCCAAAGUAACUUCAUGCAUAAACUGUUCGAAUCUUAUCGCGUGUCGUAGCUACGGUAAUUAAUUUAAAAAAAUCAAAUUUAAGAGCAAAAGCAAAAUUAAAAAUAAUAUUAAUUGAAAGAAAUCUCGCUCUCGCGCGAACUAAAAAAAAAUUACCAAUCAUCAACGACCCGUCUGCAAGUUUAUCUCCCGUCUGCUAAUCAGCAUGCUAAUCCGCCAAUUUGUUCGACGCGGGGCUAGCAAUCGUUCUAUCAUUAACAUCACGAAAGAUUUCUUGAAAGCCAUGCCGUGCCCAUUCUUGACUCGUUUGUCCACAAAUUAUGUUCGCAACUAUGGAUCAUCCCUGAUAAUGAACUAUCGGCAACAUUGUCCAGUAAUGUCAAGAUUAUUCAGUACGAUGUCAGAGUCAGAGGAGCCUCAACAGCCUCAACCAAUUCCAGAGUCUAUACAAAAUCAAUGCCCAUUCUUGUCCAGAGAGCGGAACGCUGUUAAGGAAGCCAAUCCUGCGAUGGAAGAAGAUGUUAUUAGCUUAAAUAAUAAUCAAGCAAAAGAGGCACUUUUUCCCUAUGAAGAAUUUUUCCACGACCAAAUCAUGCAAAAGAAGAAAGAUCAUUCAUAUAGAAUAUUCAAGAAAGUGAAUCGUCUAGCUGAAAACUUUCCAAAAGCUUUGGAAUAUUCACGUGGGAAGAAACCUAUUACUGUCUGGUGUUCCAAUGAUUAUCUAGGAAUGUCACGUCAUCCAGAGGUAAUUAAUGCGGUCCGAGAAGCUUUAAAUAAGUUCGGUGCUGGAGCUGGAGGCACGAGAAACAUUUCGGGUAAUUCUACCGCUCAUAUUAAGUUGGAGGAGCGACUGGCACAGCUGCAUCAAAAGGAUGCUGGUUUGCUCUUCACUUCCUGCUUCGUCGCCAACGACUCCACUUUGUUCACCUUAGCAAAAAGACUGCCAGGAUGUCACGUAUUUUCCGACGCUGGAAAUCAUGCCUCUAUGAUAUACGGCAUAAGAAACAGCGGCGUGCCAAAGCACGUAUUUCGACAUAAUGACGUCGAGCAUUUGGAAGAGCUCUUAUCAAAAGUAGAUAAAAGCGUGCCGAAGGUUGUAGCAUUCGAGACCGUGCAUUCCAUGACCGGUGAUGUCUGCCCAUUGAAAGAGUUAUGCGAUGUAGCGCAUAAAUACGGUGCGAUAACGUUCAUUGAUGAAGUUCACGCGGUUGGAUUGUAUGGUAAUACGGGUGCUGGAAUUGGCGAGAGAGAUAAUGUGCUGAAUAAAAUGGAUAUUAUUUCUGGUACAUUGGGAAAGGCAUUCGGGAACAUAGGCGGUUACAUUGUCGGUUCCGCAAAAUUGAUAGAUAUGAUAAGAAGUUAUGCUCCUGGUUUUAUUUUUACUACUUCAUUGCCGCCUACCGUGUUGCAUGGAGCCUUGACAUCCAUUGACAUUUUGGCAUCGGAUGACGGCAGGUCAUUACGGACACUUCAUCAGAACAACGUGGCCUAUAUGAAGUCUAUUCUUACUGCCGCAGGUCUUCCAAUUGAAUCAUCGCCCUCGCAUAUUAUUCCUAUAAAAAUAGGAAAUCCAUUGUUAUGCAGUCAGUUAGCGGACCAUUUAUUAAAUGACAAAGGACAUUACGUACAAGCUAUAAAUUAUCCUACUGUUCCAAAGGGCGAAGAGAAAUUAAGAUUAGCACCAACACCGAGUCAUACUCAAACCAUGAUGGAUAAAUUCGUGGAAGACGCGCUGGAUGUUUUUCAUCGACUUAAUAUACCUAAUAUACCUAAUAAACCGAACGAAUCGGCUCGUGCUAUCUUGGUUCAUUGACAAAUGUAUAUAAAAUAGAAAUGGUCAUGUUAUCGUACAAACACCUAUAUAGAGAUGUUUAUUUAUAUAGGCUAUCUAUUUGUGUAUUGUUUCAAAAUAACAAUAUAAAUUAUCUAAUGGAUAAAUCCUACAAUCAAAGUUAUUAAUUAACAGAGGUUUAAAUAAAGUGUUAACACUUAUAA